UGGGUUUGGGACAGAGGCGCCGGAUCUGUGGUCGCGGCUGGGGACGUGCGCCGGCGCCACCAUCUUCGGCUGAAGAGGCAAUUGCUCUCGGAUCCUUUUGUUUACAAUGGCGCAGAGAACUGGAGUGGAGGACCCAGAGAGGUAUCUCUUUGUGGACAGGGCUGUCAUCUACAACCCUGCCACUCAAGCUGACUGGACAGCCAAAAAGCUAGUGUGGAUCCCAUCAGAACGCCAUGGUUUUGAGGCAGCUAGUAUCAAGGAAGAACGGGGAGAUGAAGUUCUGGUGGAGUUGGCGGAGAAUGGAAAGAAAGCAAUGGUCAACAAAGAUGACAUUCAGAAGAUGAACCCACCUAAGUUCUCCAAGGUGGAAGAUAUGGCAGAGUUGACAUGCUUAAAUGAAGCUUCGGUUUUGCAUAACCUGAAGGAUCGCUACUAUUCAGGACUUAUCUAUACCUGUCAGUUUUUGCUCAUGCCAGAACUAUGUUAUCACAUGUAUACAGAUGUAGAACUUUUUAUCAUUCUGGUGAAUCAUGUGAAACGGGCUUCAAUUUCAGUAAUGCCUCCUACAAAGUUGACAAAGCUGACUUCAAAUCAUAAUCCUCUGUAUCGUAAGACUUCAAAUCGUAACCCUCUGUAUCAUCGUGAGGACCAGUCAAUUCUUUGCACGGGUGAAUCGGGUGCUGGGAAGACAGAAAAUACCAAGAAAGUCAUUCAGUACCUUGCCCAUGUUGCUUCUUCACAUAAAGGAAGAAAGGACCAUAAUAUUCCUGGGGAACUUGAACGGCAGCUUUUGCAAGCAAAUCCAAUUCUGGAAUCAUUUGGAAAUGCGAAGACUGUGAAAAAUGAUAAUUCAUCUCGUUUCGGCAAGUUCAUUCGAAUCAACUUUGAUGUAACUGGCUACAUCGUUGGGGCCAACAUUGAAACCUACCUUCUGGAAAAGUCUCGUGCUGUUCGUCAGGCAAAGGAUGAGCGUACUUUUCAUAUCUUUUACCAGCUGCUGUCUGGAGCAGGAGAGCACCUGAAAUCCGACUUACUCCUGGAAGGAUUUAGUAACUACAGAUUUCUCUCCAAUGGCUACAUUCCCAUUCCGGGCCAGCAGGACAAGGAUAACUUUCAGGAGACCAUGGAAGCCAUGCACAUAAUGGGCUUCUCCCACGAAGAGAUUCUGUCAAUGCUUAAAGUUGUAUCCUCAGUGCUACAGUUUGGAAAUAUUUCUUUCAAAAAGGAGAGAAAUACAGAUCAAGCUUCUAUGCCGGAAAACACAGUUGCACAGAAGCUGUGCCACCUGCUUGGGAUGAAUGUGAUGGAGUUUACUCGGGCUAUCCUCACCCCCCGCAUCAAAGUGGGCCGGGACUAUGUGCAGAAAGCCCAGACCAAAGAACAAGCAGAUUUUGCAGUAGAAGCAUUGGCGAAGGCUACCUAUGAGCGACUCUUUCGCUGGCUCGUUCACCGUAUCAAUAAAGCUCUGGAUAGGACCAAACGACAGGGAGCAUCUUUCAUUGGAAUCCUGGAUAUUGCUGGAUUUGAGAUUUUCGAGCUGAACUCCUUCGAGCAGCUGUGCAUCAACUACACCAACGAGAAGCUGCAGCAGCUGUUCAACCACACCAUGUUCAUCCUGGAGCAGGAGGAGUACCAGCGCGAGGGCAUCGAGUGGAACUUCAUCGACUUUGGCCUGGACCUGCAGCCCUGCAUCGACCUCAUCGAGAGGCCUGCCAACCCUCCUGGUGUGCUGGCCCUUCUGGAUGAAGAGUGCUGGUUCCCUAAAGCCACAGAUAAAACCUUUGUUGAAAAGCUGGUUCAAGAGCAAGGUUCCCACUCCAAGUUUCAGAAACCUCGGCAACUUAAAGACAAAGCUGACUUUUGCAUUAUACAUUAUGCAGGAAAGGUGGACUACAAGGCAGACGAGUGGCUGAUGAAGAACAUGGACCCCCUGAACGACAACGUGGCCACCCUACUGCACCAGUCGUCAGACAGAUUUGUCGCCGAGCUUUGGAAGGAUGUGGAUCGUAUUGUGGGUCUGGAUCAGGUCACUGGAAUGACUGAGACAGCUUUUGGCUCCGCAUAUAAAACCAAGAAGGGCAUGUUUCGGACCGUUGGGCAACUCUACAAGGAGUCCCUCACCAAGCUGAUGGCAACUCUCCGGAACACCAACCCCAACUUCGUUCGCUGCAUCAUUCCCAAUCACGAGAAGCGGGCUGGAAAACUGGACCCACACCUUGUGCUGGAUCAGCUGCGUUGUAACGGCGUCCUAGAAGGAAUCAGGAUCUGCCGCCAAGGUUUCCCCAACCGGAUAGUAUUCCAGGAAUUCAGACAGAGAUAUGAGAUCCUAACUCCAAAUGCUAUUCCUAAAGGUUUUAUGGAUGGUAAACAGGCCUGUGAACGAAUGAUCCGAGCUUUAGAACUGGAUCCAAACUUGUAUAGAAUUGGGCAGAGCAAGAUAUUUUUCAGAGCUGGAGUUUUGGCACACUUGGAAGAAGAAAGAGAUUUGAAAAUCACGGACAUCAUUAUCUUCUUCCAGGCUGUCUGCAGGGGUUACCUAGCCAGAAAGGCCUUUGCCAAGAAGCAGCAACAACUUAGUGCCUUAAAGGUCUUACAGAGGAACUGUGCCGCAUACCUGAAGCUGCGGCACUGGCAGUGGUGGCGGGUCUUCACAAAGGUAAAGCCUCUCCUACAAGUGACUCGCCAGGAGGAAGAACUUCAGGCCAAAGAUGAGGAACUGCUGAAAGUGAAGGAGAAGCAGACGAAGGUUGAAGGGGAACUUGAGGAGAUGGAGAGGAAGCACCAACAGCUUUUGGAAGAGAAGAAUAUCCUUGCAGAACAACUCCAAGCAGAGACUGAGCUCUUCGUUGAAGCAGAGGAGAUGAGAGCAAGACUAGCUGCAAAAAAGCAGGAGCUGGAGGAGAUUCUGCACGACCUAGAGUCCAGGGUGGAAGAAGAAGAAGAAAGAAAUCAGAUUCUCCAGAACGAAAAGAAAAAAAUGCAAGCACAUAUUCAGGACCUAGAAGAACAGCUGGAUGAGGAAGAAGGAGCUCGGCAGAAACUGCAGCUGGAGAAAGUGACGGCAGAGGCCAAAAUCAAGAAGAUGGAAGAGGAGAUUCUCCUUCUCGAGGAUCAGAAUUCCAAAUUUAUCAAAGAAAAGAAACUCAUGGAAGAUCGCAUUGCUGAAUGCUCCUCUCAGCUGGCUGAAGAGGAAGAAAAAGCUAAAAACUUGGCCAAAAUCAGGAAUAAGCAAGAAGUAAUGAUCUCCGAUUUAGAAGAACGCUUGAAGAAGGAAGAGAAGACUCGGCAGGAACUAGAAAAGGCCAAAAGGAAACUGGAUGGUGAGACAACGGAUCUACAGGACCAGAUUGCCGAGCUCCAGGCUCAGAUCGAUGAGCUCAAGAUCCAGCUGGCCAAGAAGGAGGAGGAGCUGCAGGGCGCCCUGGCCAGAGGUGAUGAUGAGACACUGCACAAGAAUAACGCACUCAAAGUUGUACGUGAGCUCCAAGCUCAAAUUGCCGAACUCCAAGAAGACUUUGAGUCCGAGAAGGCUUCACGGAACAAAGCAGAAAAGCAGAAAAGGGACUUAAGUGAGGAGCUGGAAGCUCUGAAAACCGAGCUCGAGGACACUCUGGACACCACGGCGGCUCAGCAGGAACUACGCACAAAACGUGAACAGGAAGUGGCCGAGCUAAAGAAGGCUCUCGAGGAAGAAACUAAGAACCAUGAAGCACAAAUUCAGGACAUGAGACAGAGACAUGCAACAGCCCUGGAAGAGCUUUCUGAGCAACUGGAGCAAGCUAAAAGGUUCAAAGCAAAUCUGGAGAAGAACAAGCAGGGCCUGGAGACGGACAAUAAAGAGCUGGCGUGUGAGGUGAAGGUGCUGCAGCAGGUCAAGGCUGAGUCUGAGCACAAGAGGAAGAAGCUGGACGCCCAGGUCCAGGAGCUCCAUGCCAAGGUCUCAGAAGGCGACAGACUCAGGGUGGAGCUGGCCGAGAAAGCCAAUAAGCUACAGAACGAGUUGGAUAAUGUCUCAACCCUUCUGGAAGAAGCGGAGAAGAAGGGCAUUAAGUUUGCUAAAGAUGCGUCUAGUCUGGAGUCACAACUACAGGACACCCAGGAGCUGCUUCAGGAGGAGACACGCCAGAAGCUGAACCUGAGCAGUCGGAUCCGGCAGCUGGAAGAGGAGAAGAAUAGCCUUCAAGAGCAGCAGGAGGAGGAGGAGGAGGCCAGGAAGAACCUGGAGAAGCAGGUGUUGGUCCUGCAGUCCCAGUUGGCUGAAACAAAGAAGAAAGUAGAUGAUGACUUAGGAACAAUCGAGAGUUUGGAAGAAGCUAAAAAGAAGCUUCUUAAGGAUGUAGAGGCCCUGAGCCAGCGCCUGGAGGAGAAGGCCCUGGCCUAUGACAAGUUGGAGAAGACCAAGAACCGGCUGCAGCAGGAGCUUGAUGACCUGACAGUGGACCUGGACCACCAGCGCCAGAUCGUCUCCAACUUGGAGAAGAAGCAGAAGAAGUUUGACCAGCUCCUAGCAGAGGAGAAGAACAUCUCUGCCCGCUAUGCAGAAGAGAGGGACCGGGCUGAAGCAGAGGCCAGAGAGAAAGAAACCAAAGCCCUGUCCCUGGCCCGGGCCCUGGAGGAAGCCCUGGAGGCCAAGGAGGAGUUUGAGAGGCAGAACAAGCAGCUCCGUGCAGACAUGGAGGACCUGAUGAGCUCCAAAGACGAUGUGGGCAAGAACGUUCAUGAACUUGAGAAAUCCAAGCGGGCCCUGGAGCAGCAAGUGGAGGAAAUGAGGACCCAGCUGGAAGAGCUGGAGGACGAACUCCAGGCCACGGAAGACGCCAAGCUCCGCCUGGAGGUCAACAUGCAGGCCAUGAAGGCCCAGUUCGAGAGGGACCUGCAAACCAGAGAUGAGCAGAAGGAAGAAAAGAAGCGGCUGCUGAUUAAACAGGUGCGAGAACUCGAGGCCGAACUAGAGGAUGAGCGCAAACAGCGGGCACUUGCUGUGGCUGCGAAGAAGAAGAUGGAGAUCGACCUGAAGGACCUGGAAGCUCAGAUUGAGGCUGCAAACAAAGCUCGGGAUGAAGUGAUCAAGCAGCUCCGCAAACUCCAGGCUCAGAUGAAGGAUUAUCAGCGUGAAUUAGAAGAGGCCCGAGCAUCCCGAGAUGAGAUUUUUGCUCAGUCCAAAGAGAGUGAAAAGAAACUGAAGAGCCUGGAAGCAGAAAUCCUUCAACUGCAGGAGGAGCUGGCCUCGUCCGAGCGUGCCCGCCGCCACGCCGAGCAGGAGCGAGACGAGCUGGCUGAUGAGAUCGCCAACAGCGCUUCUGGCAAGUCUGCACUGCUGGAUGAGAAGCGGCGACUGGAGGCUCGGAUCGCACAGCUGGAGGAGGAGCUGGAGGAGGAGCAGAGCAACAUGGAGCUGCUCAAUGACCGCUUCCGCAAGACCACUCUGCAGGUGGACACACUGAACACAGAGCUGGCAGCCGAGCGCAGCGCUGCCCAGAAGAGUGACAACGCACGUCAGCAGCUGGAGCGGCAGAACAAGGAGCUGAAGGCCAAACUGCAGGAGCUGGAGGGGGCCGUCAAGUCCAAGUUCAAGGCCACUAUCUCAGCCCUGGAAGCCAAGAUCGGGCAGCUGGAGGAGCAGCUGGAGCAGGAAGCCAAGGAACGAGCCGCAGCCAACAAACUAGUCCGUCGUACAGAGAAGAAGCUGAAAGAAAUCUUCAUGCAGGUGGAAGAUGAGCGGAGACAUGCAGAUCAGUACAAGGAGCAGAUGGAGAAGGCGAAUGCCAGGAUGAAGCAGCUUAAACGCCAGCUGGAAGAAGCUGAAGAGGAGGCAACACGCGCCAAUGCAUCUCGGCGUAAACUCCAGCGGGAACUGGACGAUGCCACUGAGGCCAACGAGGGCCUGAGCCGUGAGGUCAGCACGCUCAAGAACCGGCUGAGACGGGGCGGCCCCAUCAGCUUUUCUUCAAGCCGAUCUGGCCGGCGCCAGCUGCACAUCGAAGGGGCCUCCCUGGAGCUGUCCGAUGAUGACACAGAAAGUAAGACCAGUGAUGUGAAUGAGGCGCAGCCGCCGCAGUCGGAGUAGAACAACAGAGAAGGCAGAGGCGGCAACGCAGCAGGACGCACAGGAACUCACCCGGCACUGGUCUGCCUGGGGCCUGCAGGCCUGCCCGGGGCCUCCACCUCCAACAGGUUUAGGAAUCGGCAGGCUCCAGAAUUCCUCGCAGAGAGAUCAACUGUGUCUUAAGGCCUUCCAGCCUGCACAGACAGUAUCCUGCUUCAGAUUAGGUACAAUUGCUCCCCUUUUUAUAUAUAUACCUACCCAGCACACCUGUUAAACAGAUUGUCUCAUCGUUGCAUCUAUUUUCCAUAUAUUCAUCAAGAGACCAUUUUAUAAUCCAUGUUAAGAAGAGAAUCCUUUUUCAAACCAACUCCAGGCCCUUCGUUGCCAGUCGCUGGGCCGUGGGGACAGCCCCGUGGUUGUGGCUCCGUCGCCCUGCAUGCUCUGUCCUCCAGACAGGUAAUUUAGUUUUGUGUUCACGUGGCCCUGACUCCUCCGCCACAUCCAGUCUCUUAGAACAUUGUGGAAACCUAACCUGCACUCGUAUCUCUCAUUUCCUCCGAAUAAUGAUCACUACUUCAGUGAGCAAACUGUGAAUAGGGCUUUGGAACGAUUGGGAGGGGUGGGCCGGAUUAGAGCAGCAGCAUCUAUUUGGGGCUACCCUGUGCACCUCCCCAGGGGGGAAAGGGGGCCCUCCCCACAUCUCAUGUGAAUGGUCCUUGGCCGGGACCGUCCUCCCUAGGGAGGGUAGUGGCCAUCGCACGGCUGAGGACACUGGGGGCCAUCCCAGUGGCUUCCAGGUGGCCCCCUGGUGUCCCCCUUACCAGUGCCCUCCUCGCCUCAGGAGCCAACAGCCACGGGGCCCCGGGGCCUCAGGCUCGCCAAAGGCCCUCCCCCGCCAGCCAGGCCCUCAUGCUGACCUGGCAAAUUCAGCCACUGCUUUGAGUCCAAAAUGGGAAUCUUGAUUCUGUGUCCGAGGCUUGCUCCAAGUGCGUGCUGAGGUCCUCAAGAACAGACGCCAUCUUCUGGAACACUGACAAUGCCAGUGGGUGUGAAUCCUUCGUUUUCCUUUGCACAGUGUUACAGUGCACACUUUAGCAUUCUGUUUCUUUGGUUGAUAGUUGAGCAAACUGACAUUACAGAAAGUGCCUUAGACACUACAGUACUAAGACAAUGUUAAAUAUAUUAUUUGCCUCUGUAACAAUUUAAUGUAUUCAGUUUUGACUGUGCUUCAUAACAUGUACCUCUCUAGUCAAAGUAGUAUUAUAAACAUUCAGUGACAAUGAAUCAGUGUUAAUGAAAAAAAAAAUCCUUGAUCCUCUGCAAUGUGCUUGAAAACACAAACCUUUUGGGUUAAAAGCUUUAACAUCUGUUAGGAAGAAUUGUCACGUGGGUUUGGAAUCUUGGAUUUCCCCUGGAUGAAUUGUACUGGCUGUUCACCACCAGACACCUGACUGCAAAUAUCUUUUCUUGUAUUCCCAUAUUUCUAGACAAUGAUUUUUGUAAGACAAUAAAUUUAUUCAUUAUAGAUA
This is a messenger RNA of Dipodomys ordii (Ord's kangaroo rat), 7575 nucleotides long. RefSeq names its product myosin, heavy chain 10, non-muscle (gene Myh10). Gene Ontology annotation, molecular function: cytoskeletal motor activity; ATP binding; actin filament binding. The transcript is spliced from 42 exons. The coding region runs from base 107 to 6067 and encodes 1986 amino acids. Gene Ontology annotation, cellular component: myosin complex. The record is from RefSeq and is a predicted model, not a curated record. Lineage: Eukaryota; Metazoa; Chordata; Mammalia; Rodentia; Heteromyidae.